AUGUCCUCGUCGAAACACCUCUUUCUCAGUGACGAGGAGCUUGGAAAGAAAUAUGACGACCAUAACCGUCGCGACUCUACAUACGGACUAUCAUUAGGGAAUUUUUGGAGGCGCUUCCCGCGACGAAGGCGCAUCGCCUUAGUUUUCUUCGUUGCCUUCGUCGUUUUCAUAUUUUGCAAGCAUAUACCAACCCGAGUGGGAGAUGUCAGCCAAAGAUCGCAAUUUUUGGAUGAUCCAUGGUUGCGCCCAUCCAGUGAAACCAAUGUUGGAUCGGAGCCAGCUGAAAUAGACAGCACACCGGACGAGGAUGGCAUUAAAUAUUAUCGAGGACCUAUAGAGUUCGAGUCGCUGUUUGAAUCGCUAUAUUCAACUCGUAGCUUGAGUUAUGAUGCAGAUCAGGAAUCUGUUAUCUUUGCAACUGGGCAACUGAAGUCACUAGGCGAUAUGCUCCCCGUCGCAUGCGACAUGGCUGCAAGAAAGCGGAGUUCGGUCCAUCUCGCAAUUAUGGGACGAGACGAGAUCCCCCUUGCUGAUAUCCAGAGAGCUAAUGGAUUCAGAGAGGAGGACUGCCCUGUAACAUGGCACGCUCCUCGAGCUUUCAUUACCCGUGACAUAGAAUUUGAAGAAGCGUUUUUCAUCGACGCAAUUGAGCUUCGGGCCUUUCAGCUGGGAAUAACGCAUAUCAGCUUACCCAGCCCGCUCUCUAAUUUUAAAUGGAUCGCAGAUUUGGAUGCCUUUUCUCUUGAAGCCUGGAAUGACGUACAAACGGAAAUACUCAUUAAUGUCCAACCGAACUCUUCAGGGGGCCCCAGGAAACUACUCAGAUCCCUCCAAGAGGCAGAUUACUUCGGGCCGGCCCCGGGGUUAACAAUUGAAUUGCCUGUUGAUGCUGACCCGACUUUGCUUUACUUUCUCAAAAAUUUUCGUUGGCCGCCCAAGACAGCUCACCGUCAGUUUACUCUUCGGCGAAGAAUCUCACCCUCUGUCCUGACGUCACAAGAGGCUGCAGUCAGAACAGUGGACUCCUUCUACCCGAAGAACCCCAACCUUUCCCAUGUCGUUCUGGUUUCUCCAGACACAGAAUUGGCCCCCUCAUUUUUUCAUUUCCUCAAAUAUUCCCUCUUGAAGUAUAAAUAUGGCGACAGUGAAGAUUCGCCAGGUCACCUGUUUGGCGUAUCCUUAGAGCUACCCUCUUCUCGUCCAACAGACGGGAAACCAUUCUCAGUACCCAGGACUAUAUCAAGUCCCAAAGGACAGUCAGCUGAGAUUCCAACAUUGCUGUGGCAGAUACCUGACAACAAUGCUGUACUGUAUUUUGGAGAUAUGUGGGCAGAAUUCCAGUCGUUCCUGUCCCACCGACUAUCUACAUCUAUACAAAAGAAAGGAAAGGAUGUCCAUAAAGUUAUCAUGAAAUCAUACCCUUCAUGGAUGGACUAUAUGCUUGAAUUCAUGCGUGCUCGUGGUUAUUACCUUGUCUACCCGGCAUUUGCUGCCCAAGAUGAUCUCGCCAUAGCGACGGUCCAUAAUGAGCUACACCGGCCCCCCGAGGAAUAUGACGACCCCAAUCAAAGACAAGUGAAACCGAACUUCGAGGAGAAGGAUCUCGCUCAUUCUCCUUCAACCUUGUCUACGUUAUUGGACGUCUAUCCAGGAAUGCUUCCAGACAUCCGCGAGCUUCCAGUGCUGCCAUACACAGGGGAACUAACGCACGAUGACGAAUCCACAAAUGAACAAGUUUCGUUUCUACAAACGUUUAGGAAAGAAAUAGGUGGCUGUACCAACAGUGACGAGAAGCCGGAGAGCGUUCCGCUCAAAGCUGAUGAUCUUUUUUGCAUUGAAGAGGAACCAAUAUCCAUAGAGGGCGUCGAAAUUUCUGCUUAG
This is a messenger RNA of Trichophyton benhamiae CBS 112371, 1881 nucleotides long. RefSeq lists its product as uncharacterized. The transcript is spliced from 3 exons. Bases 1 to 1881 code for a protein of 626 amino acids. The record is from RefSeq and is a predicted model, not a curated record. Lineage: Eukaryota; Fungi; Ascomycota; Eurotiomycetes; Onygenales; Arthrodermataceae.